AUAUUUCAAUGCUACACUCACGGUGGAUUUAGGGGGAGAUAUUAUGAAGCUGGUGUCAUUAGGCGAUAGCUAUUGAAUCAUUCAAUCUUUACUCGUCGUUUCUUUUCCUUGAUAAUUUGCUUUCUCUCUCAGGUCAUUUCCAUGGUGUUCAGAUCCCCUUUAGAGCUUUAUCCCUCCCAUUUCUUCCUGCCAAACUUCGCUGAUCGCCCUCUGCUCUUGGCGAGCAGCGCGCCCAGCACCAGGUCUCCAGAAGACUUGUCAAUGUUUCAGCUACCGACCCUCAACUUCUCGCCGGAGCAAGUGGCGAGCGUCUGCGAGACGCUAGAGGAAACCGGAGACAUUGAGCGGCUGGGACGCUUCCUGUGGUCUCUGCCGGUGGCACCGGGAGCCUGCGAAGCGAUCAACAAACAUGAAUCCAUCCUCCGCGCUCGUGCCGUGGUUGCCUUCCACACAGGGAAUUUCCGAGACCUCUAUCACAUCUUGGAGAACCACAAGUUUACCAAGGACUCACACGGCAAACUUCAGGCCAUGUGGCUGGAGGCGCACUACCAGGAGGCCGAGAAACUGCGCGGUCGUCCCCUAGGACCAGUUGAUAAGUAUCGGGUGCGGAAGAAGUUCCCGCUCCCCCGGACCAUCUGGGACGGAGAGCAGAAGACGCAUUGUUUCAAAGAGCGGACGCGAAGUCUGUUAAGGGAGUGGUACCUACAGGAUCCGUACCCGAACCCCAGCAAGAAAAGGGAACUGGCGCAAGCCACUGGACUGACACCUACACAGGUCGGGAAUUGGUUUAAAAACCGGAGGCAAAGAGACAGAGCCGCAGCAGCCAAAAACAGGCUCCAACACCAAGCAAUAGGACAGAACGGUAUGCGGUCCCUUUCAGAGUCCGGCUGCACUCCACACAGCUCGGCGGAAUCGCCAUCCACCGCGGCCAGUCCAACCACCAGCGUGUCCAGUAUGACAGAACGAGUCGACACUGGCACGUCCAUUCUCUCAGUUACAUCCAGUGACUCGGAGUGCGAUGUAUGAUACAAAAAAAGAGAAUUACUUACAGGGAACAUGGACCUGAUUACAAAACAAACUAUGAAAUAUCGGGGAAGAUAAAAAAGGACCAGUUGAUAUAAUUAUUAAAGUAAAAUAAAAGCACGUCUUUUUUCAAGCGCUUUCUAUGGACCCACGACUCCUCUUACCCCUAUCACUACUUGCAUGAUAUCUAUAUUUUUUGUUAUUCGGGGAACAAAAAAAGCCCCGAGAAAACAUUUUUACGAGGAUCACCGAGAAGAGGGAAUUACCAGAAUCCGGUGUUUUGUCGACUUUUUAUUUUAUGUUCUGUUCUUUUUUUAUCAGUUCUAGUACAAAUGGUAACGCGCAAACAAGAUGCAAUCUUUUUUUGUUUGUUUUUCUUUUAUGUUCAUCAGACAAUCAUUUGAGUCCUAAGCACCUUUUUUACUACACUAUACUGUCACUGCCUGUGUGGGUACUGGUUAACAUGUGGAACUGAAUCGUUAUGACUGUAUCAGAUUUUUAUUUUUAUUUCAAGAUUUUAUAUUGAAUUAUGUAUAUCUUAAAUAAUGUGAUCAUUCUCCCAGUCUGUAAUAUAAUAUGUGUAGAAACAUGCCUGUAUAUAAUAAUGCUCUACCGUUGCCAUUCUCUUUUCUCUCCCUCACUUUCUUGACUUGGUGUUCCUACAUGAGAUAUUUGUCAAAGCGUAAGACUAAGUGCUCUAGGCGUUCUGUUUGUUUGUUUUUAUACUUUAUACAGAAGCUAGCUGAACAUGUAUUAUCAGUCAAUUUUAUGCAAGGCAAAAAGAUAAUAUAAAAUUUGGAAUUCUUAUUCAUCAACAGCCUAUAAGUCUUAGCCUGUUUCCCCGUGCUUCGCUCAAAGCGCUUAUUAUUAAAUGUUUAUUUCCUGCGUGUUUAUGUUAAUGUAUAAAUUUCUAAAAAAAAUUCAAAUACAGUAUUCCAUUUUGUUA
Molecule: messenger RNA, 1969 nt
Organism: Clupea harengus (Atlantic herring)
Lineage: Eukaryota; Metazoa; Chordata; Actinopteri; Clupeiformes; Clupeidae
Gene: six3a
Product: SIX homeobox 3a
Biological process (GO): regulation of transcription by RNA polymerase II; brain development; eye development
Cellular component (GO): transcription regulator complex; nucleus
Molecular function (GO): DNA-binding transcription factor activity, RNA polymerase II-specific; RNA polymerase II cis-regulatory region sequence-specific DNA binding
Source: RefSeq, a predicted model, not a curated record